Messenger RNA from Fusarium keratoplasticum, 1221 nucleotides. RefSeq names its product Peroxin-13. Gene Ontology annotation, biological process: protein import into peroxisome matrix, docking. The transcript has 3 exons. Gene Ontology annotation, cellular component: peroxisomal importomer complex; peroxisomal membrane; peroxisome. Gene Ontology annotation, molecular function: protein binding. The record is from RefSeq and is a predicted model, not a curated record. NCBI's taxonomy places the organism in Eukaryota, Fungi, Ascomycota, Sordariomycetes, Hypocreales, Nectriaceae. Bases 1 to 1221 code for a protein of 406 amino acids.
AUGGCGUCCCCGCCCAAGCCCUGGGAGCAACCUGGCGCGGCUACGACUGCAGCUGCUGCCUCAGUCUCGCCCUCAACCGCCACUUCAACUACCGACUCAUCUGCACCACCUCUCCCUAACCGCCCUUCCUCCCUCACGUCCACAGUCAACCAGAACGCCGCCAACUAUAGCCGUAUGGCUACCUCUCCCUACGGCUCCAUGGGCGGCGCCUACUCGUCGCCCUAUUCAAGCCCCUACUCGAGAUUUGGGAUGGGCGGCUAUGGCGGUGGCAUGUACGGCGGCUACGGUGGUUACGGAGGAGGCAUGUAUGGUGGUAUGGGUGGCGGCAUGUACGGAGGCAUGGGUGGUGGUAUGGGCAUGCCUGGCGACCCCAACAGCUUGACCAACAGCUUCAACAAUAGUACCCAAGCUACCUUCCAGAUGCUUGAGGGCAUCGUCACAGCAUUUGGCGGCUUCGCCCAGAUGCUUGAGAGCACCUAUAUGGCUACCCACUCGAGCUUCUUUGCCAUGGUCUCUGUCGCGGAGCAAUUCGGCAACCUACGAGAUACCCUUGGAUCAGUACUGGGUAUCUUCACCCUCCUUCGCUGGAUCCGGACACUGAUCGCCAAGAUCACUGGCCGGCCACCACCCGCUGAUGCGAUGGCGCUCACACCAGCUGCCUUUGCGCACUUCGAAGGCCGCAGCAUGGGACCUGACGGCAAGCCUCUCCCUCCCAAGGCCAGCAAGAAGCCCCUGCUCUUCUUUGUCCUGGCUGCCUUUGGUAUCCCUUACCUCAUGUCCAAGAUGAUCAAGAGCCUCGCUGCCUCCCAGGAGGAGGAGCAGAGGCGCCUCCAGGCCCAGGCGCUCGAAUCGCAGCAGCCGAUGGAUCCCUCCAAGCUCGAGUUUUGCCGACUCACUUACGACUUCCUCCCCCAGCCCAACACCGGCAUGGAGCUUGAGGCGCGUAAGGGUGAUCUGGUUGCAGUCCUCAGCAAGAACGACCCCUCCGGCAACCCCAGCGAAUGGUGGCAAUGCAGAUCUCGCGAUGGCCGCCAAGGAUACCUUCCCUCGACCUACCUCGAAGUCCUGAAGCGCCCGACUCAGGAGCCCAAGAAGCUCAAGGCCGCACCGAGCGAGAGCAGCCGCACCAACUCGCUCACAAGCUCAAUUGAGCGACCCGAGGAGGGCAAGAAGGAGUAUGCCACGGCUGAUGGCAUGCAGAGGAGCCACUUCUACUCGUAG